CUUCUUACAUUUAAUCUCCACUGCUACUUAAGUAUGACCCGAACAGCCCGGUUCCUCUCCACGAUUCUGUACACAACUCACAGGACACGUUUGAAAAGCUGAGGCUCACCUCUCGCCGAGUGGACUUUUUCGGGGCUGUGCGCACAUCUCCCAUCCCCCCUCCUCGCGGGACCGUUUCACCCCACCGUUUCUUAUCCUACCGGCUGUGCGAGACGUAAGGGAAGGCCAAGAGGAGAGAGAGGAGAGGAGAGGAGUCCGUGUAGCGAGGACAGAGGGACAGGAGAGAGGGACGAUGGCUGCUCUCUCUGCCUUGUUGAAGAGCUGGGUGAUCCUGCAGACCCUGUGCCUGGCUUUGGCCCAAGUGAGAGGCCCACCUGGACCGCAGGGCCAGCCCGGCCUGCCAGGCCCCUCUGGCACGCCGGGGUCCGACGGCAUUGAUGGAGACAAAGGACCCCCAGGCUCUCCUGGUGCUCUGGGACUUAAGGGAGAGCCAGGCGAGCCAGGUCCUGAUGGAGUACCGGGGGAGAAUGGCAUCGACGGAUUGAUUGGAGCAAAAGGUGAUCAGGGUCCUCUCGGGAGCCCAGGGCCCAAGGGUCAGCCCGGACCAAGCGGUGAGCCUGGCCCUCCUGGAGCCGGCCUUCCCGGGCUACCUGGUGCUCCUGGACCAAUUGGUCUUCCGGGGGAGAUUGGUGAUACAGCAACCAAGGGUUUAAUGGGUCCACCUGGACCUCCAGGACUUCCUGGGCCUCCUGGCAAGCCGGGUCCUCCAGGUAAAUUUCUUGGUGGAGAGGAGGGCAGUGCUGAUUUCCAGUGUCCAACAAGCUGUCCAGCAGGACCUAAGGGCCCUCAAGGACUGCAGGGAGUCAAGGGACACAAAGGACGCGCUGGUAUUCUCGGAGAUCCUGGUACCAUCGGCAAAACUGGCUCCAAAGGAGACGUCGGCAUCUCGGGGGAGCAGGGCAUUCCAGGACCUCCGGGUCCGAUGGGUCUAAGGGGCUACCCAGGAAUGAUGGGUCCCAAGGGGGAGGCGGGGCCUCGUGGCUACAAGGGCAUCACAGGACCCAUAGGCAUUCCCGGGCCUCCUGGUGAAGAGGGACCUCAAGGACCACCUGGAGAACCGGGAGAAAAAGGAGAUUUGGGCGGCCGAGGAAUCCAGGGCCCGCAAGGUGCAGUCGGCAAAAAGGGAGAGAAUGGUCUCCCUGGCAUUGAUGGAAAAGACGGCACACCUGGCAUUCCUGGAAUCAAGGGUGCCCCGGGGCAGCCUGGGAUGCCUGGUCCUCCAGGUCAUCAGGGAGCAGCAGGAUUGACCGGUAGUCCUGGAACGAAAGGUGGACCCGGAGACAAAGGGGAGCCUGGACCGAGAGGCCAUGUUGGCUUGGCUGGCGUCCCUGGACCUCUGGGUGAGCCUGGUCUUCCUGGUGAGGCUGGUAUGGAGGGAGUUCCUGGACCUAAGGGGGACAGAGGCCAGAGGGGACCGGUCGGGCCACAGGGAGCAGUUGGCAAGUCUGGAAACAAGGGAGAGAGAGGACCCAUCGGCGUUCCAGGUCCUCAGGGGUUAACUGGAACCAAAGGGGACAAGGGAUUCCAAGGAAAAGUUGGGGCGAAGGGAGACUUUGGUGACCCCGGUGUUGAAGGAUUGGCCGGAGAGAAAGGUGAAAAGGGUUUGUCUGGUGAGCCCGGGCCAAAAGGACAGCAAGGAGUGAGGGGUGACCUCGGACACAAUGGCCCCACAGGAGACCCUGGUAAACCAGGAGACCUGGGACCACCGGGACUACCGGGCCCACGAGGUCUCAACGGAGAGAGAGGUGUACCAGGCAUGCCAGGCAUUCAGGGAGCGUCGGGACGAGAUGCAUCUGACCAGCAUAUUAUUGAGGUGGUGCUGAAGAUGUUACAAGAGAGGCUAGCAGCAGUAGCAGUGAGUGCUAAGAGGGCCGUGCUUGGCGGAGCGGGUGUAAUGGGACCGCCUGGCCCUCCUGGACCCCCCGGAGCCCCUGGCCCUCAAGGGCCACAUGGUCUCACCGGGCCUCGUGGUAUCCCUGGCAUGAUUGGGGGACCUGGGCAGAUUGGAAAUACAGGACUCAAAGGUAAAAGAGGGCCAAAAGGAGAGAGAGGAGAUCCUGGCAAACCCCACCCAGGUCUACCAGGACCUCCAGGAAUACAAGGUCCUCCUGGUAUUGAUGGUGUGGCUCGGGAUGGCAGGCCUGGUGAGCGAGGAUCUCAGGGCUCAGCCGGAGAGGCUGGCCGCCCCGGUAAGGCGGGUCCGCCAGGUCUCCCAGGGUUCUGUGAGGCGGCGAUGUGUUUGGCCGCAUCAGCAUACACCUCGCCAAGACUACAGGAGGCUGGUAGCAUCAAAGGACCCAACGUCUAGAGACCCCUCUCCCCAUCAGCAGCUCACAACAUCUGGGAGAAAGAGGAAAAAAAAGAGAGAUUGCAGAAGAGGAGGAGAGAGACCACUCCUCUCAGCUGGUGAACAUCAAGAGCGAGGGGUGGGGGCAGCAAUAUGGUGACUGACAUUGCCCCCUGCUGAAACUGACAACCUUUAGUUGCGAUUGGUUGGACAUACUCCAAUCUCAAAACCCCCACAUCACCAUGACAACAGCCACCCACAUCCACCUGAAUUCACAAGCUCCGCUAGUCGACUGGGUGAUGUAAAUGUCAGUCACAUCAAAAUACCCCACCCCUCUUUUAGCGAGGGUGGCGUGGGACAGAAACAUUUAAAUUUUCCCGUCAUCCACGCCAGCGAUAGCUGAGAGCUGUGACACGUGAAACCCAUCAUUACGUCAGGUGAAAGGUGCUUCUUGUGUAACAUGUUCACUUCAAAUGGUGUGCCUUUAUAAAUGCAAUGCAAUGUUUUAAAAUCAAAAUGCCCUGCCUGUUCUGUGGCACCACACCCUGAUGACCUGGAAGUGUAAAAUAAAUGACCAAUAAAUGAUUGCAAUCUAGAUUUACACUCAGUAAAGUACUGUACCUUUGUAAGAUGUAGUAUUGAGACUCUUCAUCUGAGCUGGAGUGAAAUCCCUGUUUUUACCUCAUGUGUACAUUCCCCCCCCCUCCACUUUUCUACCCAAGUCUCAUUUUCAAAAAGAAAAAAAAUUAGCUUUAUCGCUUCCUCUUGUUGCCUGGCAACCGCAUAUCUCAAUGGGCACUCCCAUCUCCCAUAAUGCAGUGCUGUAAAUCUUUGUAAAUGUGUUUUGAUUAUGUAGAGGAAAAGGAAUGGGUUAUGAAAUGCACCAUCAAAAAUCCUGUGUUAAUGAAUCCAAUCAGCGGGAAAAGUUCCUACAGUUACAUACUUCUCUCCAAAACCAAUCAGUAGUAUCAAGAAUGUGCUCUCUAUGCCACUGUCAACUUUCCACAAGGUGUCAACGCAUUUCUAAAAUAAUGACUUAUUAUUCAUUACCAGAAGCUAUUUAUUGUUCUUUAUAUGUAUCAUCUGUAAAGAAAGUUUUUUUUUUUCUCGGUUGUUCAGGUCAACCCGAUUCAAUAAAGAGGAACCUUUUGUAAAAUCUAAUGUUCUUCUGAAUCAUGUUGGGAAUAGAAAAAACAAAAUCUCCCCAGGAUAAGCCUACUUCCUUUGGCUCCCUUCAAUCCUCCUACCCUGAAUCUUUGGCAGUAUCAACUCCGUUAUCUUUUGCUG
Molecule: messenger RNA, 3634 nt
Organism: Lampris incognitus (smalleye Pacific opah)
Lineage: Eukaryota; Metazoa; Chordata; Actinopteri; Lampriformes; Lampridae
Gene: col9a2
Product: procollagen, type IX, alpha 2
Exons: 33
Coding region: 293-2368 (691 amino acids)
Source: RefSeq, a predicted model, not a curated record